Messenger RNA from Puccinia graminis f. sp. tritici CRL 75-36-700-3, 1582 nucleotides. RefSeq names its product mitochondrial chaperone BCS1. The transcript is spliced from 7 exons. Gene Ontology annotation, biological process: protein insertion into mitochondrial inner membrane from matrix; mitochondrial respiratory chain complex III assembly. Lineage: Eukaryota; Fungi; Basidiomycota; Pucciniomycetes; Pucciniales; Pucciniaceae. Gene Ontology annotation, molecular function: ATP hydrolysis activity; ATP binding. The record is from RefSeq and is a predicted model, not a curated record. Gene Ontology annotation, cellular component: mitochondrial inner membrane. The coding region runs from base 1 to 1470 and encodes 489 amino acids.
AUGGCUGCUAUGUUAGGCUACAAGUUCAUGUGCUAUGUUGCCAGCCGUCACGCCGGCUCCCAUUCCGAAGGCCAGAGAUACAACAAGCAAGACCAAACAAUAAUCGACACUCCGUCUCAAAACAAGCGCACAACGAUGACUACCCAAGAUAACCUAUCCAGUGCACCCUCGGAAGGACUGAUGCCCAAGACUGCUGGUACAGACUCGAUGCUCGAUUCAAUCCUCUCUCAAAAUCCAUACUUUUCAGCAGGUUUUGGCUUGAUGGGAGUGGGUGUAGCAUUAUCGGGACUGAAACGAUCAACGACCCUAUUAUUCAACCUAGCACAAAGGAGACUACUAGUGACCCUCGAAAUCUCAUCCAAAGAUCGUUCAUACCUAUGGUUCCUGAAUUGGAUGUCCAAACAAAGUCGGAAGAACUCGUCUACCAAUCAACUGGCAGCUGAGACGAGUUAUCGACAACUUUCUGAUGGGACUCACCAGGUCGACUUUGCGCUCGUACCUGGUCCUGGAAAUCAUUUCUUCAAAUUCCAAAGGGCUUGGUUUCAAGUAAAACGAGAACGAGAUGGAAAGUUGAUCGAUCUGAACUCAGGCACACCAUGGGAAACGUUAAAGCUGACGACAUUAUCCAGAGAUCGAAAGUUAUUGGUCGAGCUUUUGAAAGAAGCCAAAUCGGUCUCGAUGAAAACUGAAGAAGGCAAGAUAGUGAUCUAUACCUCUUCUGGUGGUGCUGAAUGGAGACCAUUCGGUCAACCUAGGACAAAAAGACCUUUGAGUAGUGUCGUUUUGGAUCAGGGUAUCAAGGAGAACUUGGUCGCUGAUAUUAAGGAAUUCAUGGGUCGGGCGCGUUGGUAUGGUGAUCGGGGAAUCCCAUAUCGACGAGGAUAUUUAUUACACGGACCACCUGGUUCGGGGAAAUCAUCAUUCAUCUUCGCGCUUGCCGGUGAACUACAAUACCAUAUCUGUGUUCUCAAUCUAUCUGAACGAGGAUUAAGUGACGACAAACUCAAUCAUCUCUUAACCAAUGUGCCCGAACGGAGUGUAAUCCUUUUGGAGGAUGUGGAUGCUGCCUUCCUUGGUCGUGAUGGAAGAGAACAGAUGAAGAUCAACAUAACCUUUUCAGGGCUACUAAAUGCGAUCGAUGGUGUGACAUCAACGACCUCCCAAAGAUUAAUAUUCAUGACGACGAACCAUCUUCGGAAGCUAGACCCAGCCUUAAUCCGCCCAGGACGGAUCGAUCUUUCACUCCAGAUCGGCAAUGCAACUCUUCACCAGACACUCGAGUUAUUCCGAAAGUUUUACGAAGAGUCUGAGUUGGUAGAAGAGAUGGAGAAGAAGGUGGUCCAGGUUUUUAGGAACGGUGGCUCGUUUAGCAUGGCCGCUUUGCAGGGUCUCUUUAUUCGUUAUCGGGACGGCCAUGAAGCUAUUAAAGAGCUUGAUCAGAUUGUCGAAUAUCCACAAGUGCUUGCUUAGUCUUACACAAAGAUAUCAUGUCAAUAAAUACUUUUUUUCUAUUCACUGUUCCUUUCUUUAUGAUUUGAUUCUUGUGCGGGAAUUAUUUCGAUUGGAUAGGGGGCGCAUACUC